Molecule: messenger RNA, 5106 nt
Organism: Uranotaenia lowii
Lineage: Eukaryota; Metazoa; Arthropoda; Insecta; Diptera; Culicidae
Exons: 3
Coding region: 1-5106 (1701 amino acids)
Biological process (GO): DNA integration; proteolysis
Molecular function (GO): nucleic acid binding; zinc ion binding; aspartic-type endopeptidase activity
Source: RefSeq, a predicted model, not a curated record
AUGGAGGAGCUAAGCUUUAAUCAAGCGCUAGAUCGCUUGGUUAAAUUAUACCAGGUUAUGCGGGUGGAGUUAUUGGAGGAGGAUGAACUCGAGCAAGAGCUCAAAUGUCGCGAUGUGAUAUUGUCGGGACUGGAUUUGUCCAGGAAAAGGAAAUGUUUGCGGGAUGCUUUAAAAAGGGAAAAAGAAUCCGGUAGUAAAUUAGGUUCCUUACAUCUAAGAAGCGAUCCCGAAAAUGAACGGGAAAUUUGCUUGGUAAAAUUUAAACAACUUAAAAAAACCUUACAAUCUAACACUUCCGACGACAUGCAAAAAAGGAUUUCCUUAGCUCGUCUAGCUCACGUGGGCGCUCGAGUAGCCACUCUCCUUUGCUCGUCACGGGGCUCACCAAACCUUUUGACGCAAAUGCAGAAUGUACUGGUGGAAUUAGUGCAAUUGAUGCAAACCGCGAUUGAACCACCGGGAAGCGAGCAACAGGAUACCACCAUAGACAACCCUUCGCAGGCAAUGGUAGAGGCAACAGGCAGCGCCAGGUCCGAGGUUCCUACACCUACAGCCUUGGGCCAAGACGAUCUCGACUGGAUCCAUAGCUUACAGGCGAGAAUAGUAGGUCUCGAAGAAGAACUAGCUAAAAGAAAAGAAGGAAAGGAUGCUGAAACUCAAACCAAUCAGGAAAUUCAAAAUGUUUCGAACCCAUUAGAUGGUGGCACCAACAUGAAUUUUGAAAAUUUUUCCGCUAAUUCUAGUUUCCAAAACAAUUCAUUUCCUCGAAUCCUUUCUAAUCCCACCCAUCCUCAAGAUCCUUAUCCCAAUCCUUACAAUCAAUUUCCCGCACCUCUAAAUUUCCCCAAUCAAACCCUUCCGAAUGUGAAUGUUUCCCAAAAUGUUGGUCAGCCAAAUCCCCCAGCGCAAAAUUUUCCGAUGCAGAAUCCUUCUCAGCCUCCGUUUGCCAACCGUUGGCUGCCGAACCAGUACCAGGGACAACCCGGUUUCCCUUAUGGACCAUCUGGAGGACAGUACGGACAACCUGGACUAUCUUAUCCGUUUCAGACCCCUGUUCAGUCUCGCCAUACUUUGCCAGUUUCUAAAUGGAACAUUGCUAAAUACAGCGGAGACGAUCAAGGGUUGAAACUGAAUGAGUUUCUGGAAGUGGUGCAUGCUCUUUCCAUGGCCGAAAGGGUUUCCGAGCAGGAGCUUUUCGAAUCGGCAGUUCAUCUGUUUACCGGAUCCGCGUUGAAGUGGUAUAUGACCCAGCGCUCCAUGGGUCGGCUCAUCAGCUGGCAGCAUUUAGUCUUUGAGCUUCGAAGGACAUAUUUGCAUCCGGAUUUGGACGCCCUCAUCAAGAUGAAGGUCUACCAAAGACGCCAACGGCAGCAGGAAUCGUUCUACGAGUUCUACAGCGAGGUAGAAAAGCUGAUCCGGACCAUGAGCGCUCCAAUUCCGGAAUUUGAAAAGAUCCAAAUCCUCCAACAGAACAUGAGGAUGGAUUAUAAAAAGCAAAUGGCUUUCGUUCCUGUUCUGAAUCUGGAGUCAUUAGUCGCGGCGGGUCAAAAGCUUGAUGCUCUCAACUUUUCAGCCUACAAUAAAGUUUUUGGUCCAGAUAAAGUGGUCAACGUGAUUGAAGGAUCUGAUCACAAGCAGGCCACCAAAAACAGGCAGCAGGUGGCCACUUCGGACACCAGUGCUGCAGUACAACAGCUGCAGAACUCAUAUCCUCGGGCGGCUGUGGCAGGUUCAAAAGGGAACAGUGCUCCGAAGAGUCAGAACCAGUUCUCGCCAAAUUUACCUGGCCCGUCACGUCAAUUGGUUGGUAAAUCAUCCGGGGAAACAUCCAGCAGUCAGUCACAGCCACCACUAACGUUGGAGAUGGUGGUGAACAACCAUAAGCCUCCUCCUUCAAAUCGAUGCUACAAUUGCAAUCGAGAGGGGCAUCACGCAGCAAUAUGUCGUCAGCCACCAAUCAUUGUCUGCUUCAAGUGUGGGCUUCGUGGCUUCCCGACAGCAAUGUGUCCGUACUGUGUAAAAAACCACGGUACUGCGAACCAAAACCGCGGUUCGCAGGAACGCCAGGCAGAUACUGAAAUCUGCAACAUCUCCUAUCCUUUUCCAAACGAUCAUCGUCCCUUUGUUGAAAUCCGUAUUCAUGAUUUCCCAGUUCGAGCACUGCUAGACAGCGGCAGUAAUUACUCACUAAUCAGCGAGAAUCUCUUCGCCAAAACCAGGCAGAAAAAGGUUUUUGCGUUAGCCAAAUCAUUGGAUCUCCAUUCAGCAAGUGGUGAUUCGUUGGAAGUUUUAGGCCAGGCCUGUCUCCCUAUCCAGUUUGAUGGACGAAUCAAGGUUAUCACCAUUCUGGUGGUGGCCAAUUUGUCCAUCGACUGCAUUUGUGGGAUGGACUUUUGGACCAAAUUUCACAUCGUGCCCACUCAGUUGACUGGAGAUUCCGUGAACGCAGCAGUUGUGGAGGAGGUUCCUGAUCCAACCAACAUGUCAUCGCUAGAAGAAGAGGAGAAAUUGGAAGAAAUUAAAAACAGUUUUUUAGCUGCCGGUCACGGUAAACUUACCACCACUCCUUUGGCCACUCAUCGGAUUGUCCUGAAGGAGGAAUACAAAGGCAAGCCACCGGUUCGUCAAUUUCCGUAUGUCAUGUCUCCAAAAACCCAGGCGUUGGUUGCAGUAGAGCUGGAACGGUUGCUCGAGGCCGGCAUAAUUGAACGGAGCGAUUCAGAUUGGUCGUUGAAUUGUGUGCCGGUCAUCAAACCAAACAAGGUUCGGCUUUGCUUAGACGCACGGAAGAUCAACGAAAGAACUGUCCGAGAUGCUUACCCUCUACCCCACCCUGGAAGAAUAUUAGGCCAAUUACCAAAAGCAAAUUAUUUGUCAACAAUAGACCUGUCGGAAGCAUUCCUACAGGUUCCGCUAGAUAAGGAGUCCCGGCGGUACACAGCUUUCAGCGUGCAGGGUAAAGGGUUGUUCCAGUAUACCCGGAUGUGUUUCGGGUUGGUCAACAGUCCUGCUUCAUUGGCCAAAAUAAUGGACUUCGUACUGGGUCAUGGUAUACUGGAACCGAAUGUUUUCGUAUACCUCGAUGACAUUGUUGUGGUAACGGAAACAUUCGAGCAUCACGUACAGCUUCUUACGGAGAUCUCUCGUCGUCUACGUGAAGCCAACUUGAGUAUUAACCGCGAUAAAUCGCGAUUUGGAGUAUCCGAAGUACCCUUUCUGGGUUACCUGUUAGGAACCGAAGGCCUACGCACAAAUCCGGAAAAGGUACGGCCAAUCUUGGAAUACGAACGGCCAACAACAGUAACAAAACUCCGGAGGUUUCUGGGAAUGGCCAAUUAUUAUCGGCGAUUCAUUCCAGACUUCAGUGGAACCACGGCGGCUCUCACCGAUCUCCUACAAACGAAGUCGAAACUGGUUCGCUGGAAUGAAGAUGCCGAAACAGCUUUCGUUCGUAUUAAGGAGCUGUUAAUUUCUUCCCCCAUUUUGGCCAGUCCAGAUUUCAGCCGUCCUUUCACCAUCCAAACGGACGCAAGCGACGUAGCAGUGGCAGGAGUGCUAACACAACAGCAUGAAGACGGAGAGUGCGUCAUAGCGUACUACUCCCACAAACUCAGCACGCCACAGAAGAACUACCAUGCAGCCGAAAAGGAGGCAUUGGCAGCGAUAUUGGCUAUAGAUGCCUUUAGGGGAUAUAUUGAGGGUUACCAUUUCACUUUAAUCACCGAUUCAUCUGCUCUUACUCACAUACUUAAUGCAAAGUGGAAAGUAGGAUCACGUUGUAGUAGGUGGGCGCUCAUUCUGCAGCAAUAUGAUAUGAGAAUAGUGCACAGGAAAGGCAAAGAAAAUGUCGUUCCUGAUGCACUUUCUCGUAGCAUUGCAGCAAUUGACAGCCCAUCCACAACGUGGUACGAUUCCAUGCUGCAUAAAGUUGUGAGUAGACCAGAUGAUUACGUGGAUUUUAGAGUUGAAAAUGGACAACUUCUCAAAUAUAUUUCCGUUCCCGACUACCCACAUGAUGCUAAUUUUGCAUGGAAACGCGUACCACGGACGGAGGACAUUGCCAAAAUAAUAGAGGAUUCGCAUAACUCGUCUUUUCACUCCGGAUAUGAACGGACGCUUGCAAGGAUCAGACAGCGGUACUAUUGGCCUCGCAUGACUGUGGAAAUCCGUAAUUUUGUUCGGCAUUGCACGACGUGCAAAGAAGUGAAGCCCUCUCACGUCGCCAUGGUUCCCGAAAUGGGUAAAAUGCGUCUAGCAGAUCGACCCUGGCAGAUGAUUUCGGUUGAUUUUAUCGGCCCCCUUCCCAGAAGUCGUAAAGGCAACCAGCAUUUGUUGGUGGUCUCGGAUUACUUCUCGAAAUGGGUUCUAGUUCAGCCUGUGAAGAAAAUCGCUAGUUCAACCCUGUGCGUUAUUUUGAAAGAUCAAUGGUUCAUGAAGAAUUCUGUUCCAGAGAUAAUUAUAACCGAUAACGGUUCUAGUUUUCUCUCGAAAGAGUUCAAGUCAUUGCUUGAUCAAUUCAAAAUCACUCACUGGUUGAACUCACGAUAUCAUUCGCAGGCGAACCCCGUAGAGAGAGUAAACCGAACCAUCAACGCUGCUAUCCGCACUUACGUCAAAGGGGAUCAACGCCUCUGGGACACAAAAAUUGCAGAGAUUGAAAUGAUUCUAAAUACUAGUGUUCACUCACCGACGGGGUUUACCCCAUAUUUCAUUAUCCAUGGACAUGAAUAUGCGGAGCAAGGAAAUGACUAUCGCCUCGCCCGCCAUGGAGAAAAUCUUACACCCGAACAGUUUGAGAAACGUCGAAAAGAUUUAUACCUUAGCGUCUACGAGUUGGUGAAAAAAAAUCUUGAAAAAGCGUACACAAGUUCCAAACGCGUUUACGAUUUACGCAUUCGCCCAGCUAAACCGUUUACUAUUGGGCAAUUGGUUUAUCGACGAAACAUGAAGCUUUCAAAUGCGGGGGAGAGCUAUAACUCUAAAUACGGACCCCAAUAUUUACCGUGCAAAAUAAAAAGCGUAAAAGGAACUUCCUCGUAUACACUGGAAGAUCUCCAGGGCAAAGAUCUAGGGGUUUGGCCUGCCGCUCACAUAAAGCCUGCAUAA